AUGUACCAGAAAGAUCGAAAAGGAACUAUGACUAAAGAAGGCUCGGGUCGAGUGGCUAUUUGGAAGCAUCUUGGCCUUAUUCACUGCUAUACAUUGGAAUGUAACUAUAAUACGGGUCCGAUUUUGAAUCGCCUCGGGCGUUGUCUAGCCUCGGCUGCACCGGAUGAAACUGGACGACUAACCCCUCCGGGAACUUUCGCCGGACCCCAUUGGAUUGAUUUAGCCGGUUCCAGUGGUACCCCUAUGCAUAUGUCUUCAUCCAGUCCGGUUUCUUUCAAUUCCAACCCUCCGGUGACCCACACUAGCACUUUCCAGAUGCUCUGUUUUCCACAACGCUAUACCCCAGCUCACUUUGAGGAAGUUGGACGUGCGCUGCUCAUCGCGAUGCUGGAUCAUAGUCAAACUAACCCUUGGCCUCGUAUUGCCACCUUGGCAGGACCAAAUAGUGAUAUUGGUAUCGGCAAUAUACCUACACUAAUAGGCAUGCCCGAGUUCGCACAUAUGCGAGCGUUAAAAGAUUGGGUACGGAAAUUUGUUCGGGGAUUGUCCCACUCGACUGCUGGUGGAGGUGUUCAUGCUUCCUCGUCCUCUUGUAAACCGUUGAAUCAGAGAGGGACACAGAGUCAAUCAUUACCCUUAACCAACCAUAAUAGAGCAAUGAGCGAUCGCUACUCAGUGACUGGUGGUAUGCCACAACGACUAAGUCGAACGAGUAAAAGUGCCACGCAUUCGAAAUUGACCCCAGUCUCAAUCGGGACACCAUCAUUUACGACUGCAGCGCCCGCCAGCACAGCAACUCAAAGUAUAAGCUUUACAGCUCCGUCAACCAAUCAGAUUAACACAUCACCACAGCAGCUGCAACAGCAACAACAACAACAGGAGCAAUAUCAACCACGAAACACAUCCUCAUCCCAUCCAAGGACACCGCUAAACCCGAUUCGUACGCACCGAACACAUCCAAGUUACAGUGUAGCAAGUGGAUCCAAAUCAUGCGCAAUGAAAACGCCCGACUCUCCGAGACUGAGGACACACACCAAAGCUAAGUGGACAAACAGUACAGGUGAUCUGCAAGUGAACAUGCUCGGAACCCAGCUAUCCGAAGGAUUGAACUUGGGCGACGAUUCACUCAGCACCUCGGUCACUCUUAGCCGAGAGUCGAGAACAAGGCCAACCCCGGUCGAGUCCACGAUGAUUGAGGGAGUCACACUGUCCGGGAAAAUGAGUUUUUCCGAAGCGAAUGCAUCAAAUAACGAUGGUGAAAAGAAAUCCAUUUCUCAGAAUAAACUUGGUACCAUAGUCGAACCGAAACGCGCUCCAACGCGAUCGAAAAAUUGCAGUUUUCCAUGGACAGCAAACAAAUCACUCGUCGGUUUCGAAGGNGAAAAAAAGCAACAAGCUUGUUCCGUCCCACCGACAUCUAAUCGAAGUGUUACACAACGACGAGGAGAUGAGACAUCAAAUGCGUCCACCACUCUUAGCGAAGCUAGACACGUAAAGCGAAGACAGAUCAAACUGGCCGAGUCUAUUCUAACAAGUUACGUGGUUAAUUCACGUCAGCGACGCUCGGCCCAGUUCCCGUCAAACAGUGCUCGUGCGGGGGGCUACUUGUGGUCGCGAAACAUGCGAACCGGUGGGAAUGGAAAUUUGUCCGUGUGUGGCGAGUCGGUCUCGAAAACCAACUCGACAAGUCAGAAUAAUCCAAGACAUUCCAAUGCAGUAAGUAUAUUGGUGAUCUAG
Messenger RNA from Echinostoma caproni, 1737 nucleotides. NCBI's taxonomy places the organism in Eukaryota, Metazoa, Platyhelminthes, Trematoda, Plagiorchiida, Echinostomatidae. The record is from the annotation of a GenBank genome assembly.